AUUGUUUAACACGAUCAAAGCACUGCUGCUCAUCUGGAUGGAAUUUCUGACUGUAGUUGUUUAAUCGCUUGUAUAACGAGGACUGAAGGAUCACGUCAGUGCGAUACAUUGUCGAUACCAAGGGCGACGAAGCAGUGCGAAACUGUCGACUUUCUGAGAAGGGAAUCUUUGUUGGUUUCCCGUCCCCCUGGCAUAACUCGCGUGGGCAACAAGAUCAACGACAACAACAACGCCUAUAGAUCACCCAUCACAUAAUCUAUAGCACCUCAUUGCAAGAUGUCGGACGACCCCAUCGGCCAAUCGGCUCGAGAAACGCCUCAUAUUCGACUCAAUUCUGGCCAACAUGAUCCGUUCAGUGAUUCAGAGGAGACUUUUACACCGGUCUCUAACCAGGGAGCCAUUGGACGCGCCUUGACGCCAGGCGUGCCGAAUUCACCGUCCACAGGGACAUUCCAAACCAUGCAGACCGGGCUUGGUUCGCCAACCCCUCAGGAGUCGACCGAGUUCUUAUUACCGCCACGACCCCAGAGACACCGAGAACCAUAUGAGCCAUAUCAAUCACCGGAUAUGUCAGCGCAAUCGUCAAGGCGGACCAGCUGGAGCUCGGAGGCUGGGGGCGACAGUAGAGGAUACUUCUAUCCCCGCUACGAGGACAUGAGAUCUCUGUCGCAGGGGGAGGUUGAUGAGAACGAUGUGAAUACACAAACGGUAACGGAGAAGUUCAACAUCAUGCCGUCGGAAGGCCUGCUCCUAUUCCCGGAGGAUGUAGAAAAGGACGAUUAUCUGCACAACCCUAGUCCAGAGGACAAAGAACGUGACUGUGACAUCUGGAAUCGGCGAGGCAUCAUCAAUGGCGGGGGUUUGGUCUUAAUGAUACUUGGCCUCUUGAUGUUGUUCAUCGGUUACCCUGUUUUAACCGCUGUCCGGGGAUUGGAAAAGUCUGGCUCCGUCUGUGAAGCUGGGGACACGCUGUGUCUUGAUGUUGGAGACCGCCCCAUACUUUCGAAUUUACGGACCGGGUUGAUUGACCCGGAUACGCCGGCCUCCGCAAAGAAGAAGAAGACGAGCGAUGGCAAGGAAUGGGAGCUGGUGUUUUCUGACGAGUUCAAUAAGCCCGGGCGGACGUUCUAUGAUGGUGACGACCCUUUUUAUCAGGCCGUCGAUAUCUGGUACGGCGUGACUCAGGAUCUUGAGUGGUAUGACCCUGAUGCGGUUACGACAAAAGACGGGGUAUUGGAGCUCCGGUUUGAUGCAUUUCCAAAUCACGAAUUGAAGUAUCGAUCCGGCAUGCUUCAGAGUUGGAAUAAAUUAUGCUUCACUGGUGGUCGUCUGGAAGCUAGUAUAUCCUUACCAGGAAAUGGGGAAGUCUCCGGGUUCUGGCCAGGAUUCUGGGCAAUGGGUAAUCUAGGACGACCGGGAUAUGCUGCCACUACGGAGGGGAUGUGGCCGUAUAGCUACUAUGAUGGUUGUGAUGCGGGAAUCACGCCAAACCAAAGUUCCACAGAUGGUCUGAGCUGGCUACCCGGAAUGCGCUUGCCUGCGUGUUCCUGCGAUGGUGCAGAGCACCCUAGCCCUGGAAAAUCUAGAAGUGCUCCGGAAAUCGAUGUGAUUGAAGCCAGUGUUGCUGCUCUGAACGGUGAUUCGGAAAAGAUGGUAGGGUCGGUUUCUCAAAGUUUGCAGAUGGCCCCAUUCGAUAUCUGGUAUAUGCCUGAUUACGAUUACGCAGCUGUGUACAACCCGGCAAUUACGGAAGUCAACGCCUAUCGAGGUGGCCCAUAUCAGCAGGCAAUGUCUGGCCUCACAAACCUCAACAAUAACUGGUACAACGGCACAGAGUACCAGGUUUAUGCCUUCGAGUACACACCAGGAGCUGUGGGCAAUAUCACCUGGUUUGUCGGCCAGGACAAAACGUGGACUCUCGACGGCAGAGCCCUUGGGCCCAACGGCAACGUUGGCCAGCGGAUGAUUCCUAUGGAGCCAUUGUCUAUCAUUAUGAAUUUGGGUAUGGCAUACAGUUUCGCUCCAGUCGAUGACAUUAUCAAGAAAUUCUUGCCCGGAUACAUGCGCAUUGAUUAUCUCCGCAUUUAUCAGGAUCCAGACAACAGGAGCCUUACCUGUGACCCACCAGGGUAUGAAACAACGGAGUACAUCGCGAAACACCCUAAGGCGUACAAUAAUUUCAACAAAACUACAUGGACUGAUGCUGGAUAUGAUUGGCCGAAAAACACAUUCAUGAAUGAAUGUUGAGUGUCGCACCAGUUUCGCUCUCCCAGCUAUUGCAUCUCUCUCCGAGUCUUCCGUCCGAUACCUUUUCGAGACCUCUGGUUACACUGCGAGCCCCUUGUGUACCAUCCCUGUAUCAUCACUGCGGUUGCGAUUGAUACUACUUCGCUCACUUAUAUC
Molecule: messenger RNA, 2403 nt
Organism: Aspergillus alliaceus
Lineage: Eukaryota; Fungi; Ascomycota; Eurotiomycetes; Eurotiales; Aspergillaceae
Product: SKN1/KRE6 family beta-glucan synthesis-associated protein
Exons: 6
Coding region: 277-2247 (656 amino acids)
Biological process (GO): (1->6)-beta-D-glucan biosynthetic process; fungal-type cell wall organization
Cellular component (GO): plasma membrane; endoplasmic reticulum membrane
Molecular function (GO): glucosidase activity
Source: RefSeq, a predicted model, not a curated record